Symphalangus syndactylus (siamang) is the source of this 3155-nucleotide messenger RNA. RefSeq names its product methyltransferase 15, mitochondrial 12S rRNA N4-cytidine (gene METTL15). Lineage: Eukaryota; Metazoa; Chordata; Mammalia; Primates; Hylobatidae. Gene Ontology annotation, biological process: rRNA base methylation. Gene Ontology annotation, molecular function: rRNA (cytosine-N4-)-methyltransferase activity. The record is from RefSeq and is a predicted model, not a curated record.
UGGGCGGGGCUAGGCCAGAGCUGCUGGUGGGAGGCAGCCACUUGAGAUCAUCAGGCCUCCUGUAGACCGGCGGGUGCCCGGUCCCAGAGUUAAGGGAAAGUCGUUUGGAAACCCCAGCGCCAACAGGACCCUUUGGCAGCUGAGGCUGGAAACAGCGGAACCAAAGGCAGACGGUCCUCAGUUGCUUGGGCGGACGUGGACCCAAUCUGUCCGUCCUUGCAAGGUUCCCCCAGGGGCAGGACCUAGACGUGCGGCACGUUCAGGUUCUCCGGGACCGUAGUGGUAGUCGCUGGCCCAAGUUAGAGGCCAGCUGAGAAGUCUUCGUGCUUCAGAUUUGUUUUAACUACAAAAUGCUUCGGUAUGCAUAUUUUUGUAGAAUGUGUAAAGAAUGCCUUUCAUGUUGGUUGGAAUCUGGCAUACCUAAUUUAGGUGUCUGGCCAAAAAGAAUACAUACUACAGCAGGAAAAUAUAGAGAAUAUGAAGCCCGGGAGCAAACAUAUCAAACUCAAGCCCAGGAGUUACACAGAUCUCAAGACAGAGAUUUUGAAACUAUGGCUAAAUUACAUAUUCCAGUAAUGGUGGAUGAAGUUGUUCAUUGUUUGUCACCACGAAAAGGACAGAUUUUUCUAGAUAUGACAUUUGGUUCGGGAGGGCACACAAAAGCCAUUCUACGGAAGGAGUCAGAUAUUGUUCUGUAUGCCUUGGACAGAGACCCGACAGCUUAUGCAUUAGCUGAGCAUCUUUCAGAGUUGUAUCCUAAACAAAUCCGAGCUAUGCUGGGCCAGUUCAGCCAGGCAGAAGCCUUAUUAAUGAAGGCUGGAGUGCAGCCAGGAACUUUUGAUGGAGUUCUUAUGGAUCUUGGGUGUUCCUCCAUGCAACUUGAUACACCUGAAAGAGGUUUUUCCCUUCGGAAAGAUGGCCCUUUGGACAUGAGAAUGGAUGGUGGCAGGUACCCUGACAUGCCCACUGCUGCUGAUGUUGUGAAUGCUUUAGAUCAACAGGCACUUGCAUCUAUCCUAAGAACAUACGGGGAGGAGAAGCAUGCCAAGAAAAUCGCUUCAGCAAUUGUUCAGGCACGCAGCAUCUACCCCAUCACCAGAACCCAGCAGCUUGCCAGCAUUGUUGCAGGUGCAUUUCCUCCCUCUGCUAUUUAUGCACGGAAAGACUUACUACAGCGAUCUACCCAUAUUGCCACCAAGACUUUCCAGGCUCUUCGCAUAUUUGUGAACAAUGAGCUCAAUGAACUCUACACGGGACUGAAGACAGCUCAGAAGUUUCUGAGACCUGGUGGUCGUCUUGUUGCCCUCUCCUUCCAUUCACUAGAGGAUCGCAUCGUCAAAAGAUUUUUGCUUGGAAUAAGCAUGACAGAAAGAUUUAACCUAAGUGUUAGACAACAAGUGAUGAAAACAUCGCAAUUGGGUUCAGAUUACGAAAACACGGAAGAAGUCUCUGUGAGAAGAGCUCCUUUAAUGUGGGAAUUGAUACACAAGAAGGUACUUAGUCCACAAGAUCAGGAUGUACAAGAUAACCCCAGAGGGCGCUCAGCCAAGCUUAGAGCAGCUAUCAAAUUAUAAGUUACCAUCAUCUUAUUCUUCAAAUUUUUUCUCACAAUUUCUCUAAUCUUUACUCAUUUUAUGUUCCUGAAUGUCUUGGUAUAUAGGUUUAAGUGUGGGACAGUCUGAAAAUUGAUAGCAUUUAGCAUUUUUUUUUUCUCAAAAAGAAACCGUAGGAAAUACGUGACAGAGAAAGUUACACUCAGGGAGCAGCAGCACCUCCAGACUGGAAAAAUGUGUUAAUCUUUGCAUCAUAUUGGACUCUUGAAAGGCAAUCCUUCCUCUGGCCAGGAAAUUUUAAAAAAAAUAAUACUAUGUUGUGUUUAUCUAAAUACGUAAACUCAAGCUGCCAAAGAGAAAGAUAUUGUAAUCAUAUCUGCAUGUCCUAAAUUUUGAAUUUAGAUAUCCAAUUUGCAUCAGUCUUUCUGUGGCUCAAAUAAUGAUGAUUAUGGAAUGCAUUUUAAUGUCCUUACUUGUGAAUAAUUAGCUUUCUCAAAUAUAGGCUUUUUACAAAUUUUAAAUUUUAAAAUAUUAGUUUAAGUGUGUGUUAUACUGAUAAAAUUUCAUCUUUCAAAUCAUAGUCUAUUAUUUUAAAGGGAUUUUUCAGUAUGAUAUGGGCCGUUUUGUUCAUAUAUCGCAAAGUAAAAAUACAAAAUCCUUACAGAGAAUUGUUUCACAAAACUUGUAUUUCAUGUCAAUUGUAUUUAUUUUAAUAAUAGCUCACAAUGCCUUUAGUAAGUAAUAAAGUCUCGUAUUAGAAUCUUGUAUUUUUUAAUUGAGCUAAUCAAAAUAACUCAGCCAAGUCUAUUUGAAAUAGAAAACUAUCUAUUUAAUAUAGUAAAAUCAAUGCUCCCUUAAUGUUACAAAGAUAUGGUAACUGUAAUAUGGGUAAAAGCUUAUUCAAGAAAAGAGUACUUGGUAGAAGAUUCUUUAACAAAUUGAGGAGAUUGAUUCAUAAUUCACAUGUCAACUUUUUAUAGUAAUAUGUACUUCUAAUUUAUUAUUUAUACUUGAAUUGUGACCUGAAAGAUGAGUUGGAGAUAGUUAGUCAAAGGGCACAUAGAGUAUGGAAGGGGGCAUGUUGAUUAACCAUACAUAGAAAUAAAUAUUCUCUUAAAUAGUUAUCCUUGAAAUUCUAUUUAUACUAUUAAUUUGCUCAGUGCACUUUUUUUAAAUACAGAAAAAAAGAUUCUCCAUUAUAGUUACAAAUUUUAAGUUGGUGAAUCCAAGUGAAUGAAAUAUCAGCAUAACUAUAUGGGCAAAAUAGAUAGAAUUAAAUACAUGAAUUUUCCCCAGACUUGUUUUAUCUACCUCUGUAAUAUUUAACUUUAGUACCCAGGCUUGUUCACUACUUCUGCUUUACAGGCUUUAUUUGAAACUGAACAAUCCUACAGGGAAAUCAGAAUUAGGAAAAAAAUCUGGAGAACAAUAUGGUUGAAAUAGAAACAAGAGAAUGCACCUAGGUUAAUUCCCCGAAUCCUACUUGAACAAUGUAUAAAUUUCUCUUUGCACAUAAUACAUAUUUGUGAAUGAGACAUAUUCCCAAAAAAUUCUUAUCUCUGUAUGUGAUUGGAAAAUAAAAGAUCACAUUUGUAUAUUCAA